AGUCAAAAGUUUAACUUCUAAUAAAAUACUUUACCAUAUGCUUCUGUUUUUGCGGCUUGUGCUGCCAGAUUACCUAUAUUCAUUGUUGCUUAAUUUAAUUGUGAUUUUUUUAAAUAUCUUUUCUGUUUAAAAAAAUGUUGAACAUCAAAAGAGGGUUACAAAGAAAAGCUUAAGAACACUUUUCGCUGUUGUUGAUUAAAGCAUAACUUAGCCAAGUUACCAAGCUUUCUUCAAGGCGAUCUAAUUCAGUUUUCUCUCAAACGAAAGCUUAGACGCAAACAAAUACCAGAGCAAAUCCCUAAAAUUCAAAUCCGCUUAACAGCAAACCCCGAAUUACAAUCAAAAAAUGAGCACAUGUUACCCUCUUAAAUACUACAAGAAUUAAUUAUAUUUGUUCUCGCUUAAAACAUAAGAUUUUACGAUAUUGACCACGUGAGCAAAGAACAAUAGAAUUUACUAAUCAAAACGCGCGGUCAGAAUCCUGACCGCAGAUAAGCUCGAGACCUCAUAUCAGAAAGCGCAGCGCCGUGAAAAGCAAAUAGUCUUGGGGACGAAGUUGGACCACAGAAAAAUUGUUUGAGACCGAGCGUAUGUUUUUCCACCUUAAGUAUCCGCUUUCCUGAUGGUAAGAAAAGUUAUGUUGGGUCUCCCGGGUAAGCAUAACAAGAUUUUUGAAAUUCUUUGUGCCACAAAAAUUCCAAAACAAACCGUAACAGUGGCAGGACCUACGCGGGGCCACGGGCUGGGUUUUACCUGUAAUUUUGGACUAUUUAUUGAUAUAAAUAAAUGGUAGCAAAGGUGCGUUGUUGUUCUCAGCAUAACAAGAAAAAAUAAUAUGUCGUAUGUGUUUAAGCACAAAAAGAAUCUUGUAUAAUAAUGGUGUGGGUUAAAAUAUGAUUUUAUCAUAGAUAGAAUUAAGACCCUGUUGAAAAUGUCAUGAGGAUACAAGGCGUGUUAACGAUUUGAAUGCUCGUGCAUAAUGAAAUGCAAAAGGAACUUUGGUAACCAUCUGUUUAAUCACAUGCAACCAUAAAGUCUGUUGGAAUUGUACUACAAGAUGGAAGAAGAUGUAAAAAUUCAGCUGUUUCAAGCCAUUGAAGAUGAAGACUUGGAAGGAGUGAUCACUUGCAUUGAAGAAGGAGUUAACCUUGAUGGAAGGGAUAGUAAUGGCCAAACUGCAUUAAUCAGUGCAUCCGAAAGAGGCUGCAUGAGAAUUGUGAAUGAACUUCUUUAUCAUAACGUUGAUACGAAUGCAAGAGAUGAUGAUGGUUGGACAGCAUUGAUAGCAGCUUCCAAAGAAGGUCAUGGUGAAAUCGUUUCUGCGUUGUUAGAAUAUGGAGCAAAACACAGCAUGGCAGACUUGGGUGGUUGGACUCCUCUUGUAUGGGCAUCAUAUAAAGGACAAUAUGAAGUAGUACACGAACUACUACAUUAUGGAGCUAACCCAUGUGAAAGGGGGCAACAUAAUAUGACAGCUUUAAUAUGGGCGAGUGGGCGUGGUCAUGCAAAUGUUGCUUUAGAACUUAUUAGAGCAGGUGCCAAAGCUGAUGAGGCUGACAAGUAUGGUACCUCAGCGUUAACAUGGGCGUGUCGGAAAGGUCAUUACACAGUAGCUCAAGUGUUACUUGCUGAAGGAGCAAAUUGCAAUACUGCUGGAACACAUGGCUGGACUCCCCUUAUUAUGGCAUCAAAAGGAGGCUACCUCGAUGUGGUUGAAUUACUAUUAGACCAAAACCCUAAUGUUAAUUCUAUUGAUCAGGACGGCAGGUCGGCGCUUUCUUGGGCAGCCAAAGAAGGUCAAGAUGAGAUCGUCACUAAAUUAUUAAACAAAGGUGCUUUUGUGAACAUGCCGGAUAAAAAUGGCGAUUCUCCAUUAUUACUUGCAGCAUCAGAGGGGCAUGGUAAGGUGUGUAAAACAUUGAUAGCCGCAUAUGCUGAAAUUGAAAUGGUAGAUUCGGAAGAGAAGACAGCUUUAUAUAUCGCUGUGGAGAAGGGUCACGUGGAUGUAGUGAAAGAGCUGUUAGCAGCUGGUGCCAAUACUGAGGUUACCAACAAGGAAGGAGAAACUCCUUUAUUAAAUGGUGCUAAGAAGAAACACACACAAUGUGUUAGGUUGCUUGUUGACAAGGGUGCAAAUGUGCAAGCUGCAGAUAAGAAAGGGGACACUGCUCUUCAUAUAGCGAUACGUAACAAAUUUUCUGGAAUGUGUGAAGUGCUGCUCGCCGAUCCUGAGCAUUCCAAAUUACUAAAUUGUUGCAAUAAAAACGGAGAAACUCCACACUCGAUCGAUAGUCGCAGCCAGCCGUCUGUUCUUGCAGAGUUGUUCUGUGAAAAUCCGAAUAGCCAGAAUGAAUUUGAAAAAAUGGAUACAACAGGGCAACAAGAACUUUUGCUAAGAACAUUAGGUGAAUUUUUGGUUGAGCCUUCGUUGACCAUCCCACUCACGGUUGGGUUGUAUUCGAAAUGGGGAGUUGAAAAGUCGAAUCAUCUUCAAAGGAUUAUGGAACUACUGAUGGACUUCCGCGAUCAAGAACCCAUCCAUGCUUUCAGCAUCACCAUGCCUGCUGUUAUUUUUUGCAUGGCUGUUGCUGUGACAUGUGGUUUACUUGUAUGGCCAAUAGUUUCCUGGGGUGCUGGCAUCGCCACAGCAAUUUGUAUUACCCUCUCGUUAGUUUUUAUUUUAGUGUCUGCUCGGUUAGCUUUGGUUAGCACGUCAGACCGAAUACAUAGGUUGGGCCUGUUAAUCACUAACUUUUUAAACCGCGCCCUAUGGUUUACACGACUGGUAUAUUGUAUCCCACCAUCCAUCGGAGACAUUCGACCCAUGCUCCCGGUGCAUAUUUUAACAAUUGACUUGUGUCGCAGUGUUUCUGUUAGCGACAACCCCAUGACGUCAUUGGUGAAUUUCACGAGGGAAUUGAACAAUACUAUAGAGAGGGACCUGGGGAUGUUUAUUCCUCGUCUUUAUCGCAUUUUCCAAGCAGGUCCGUACCGUGCGAAAGCUAAAAAUAAUCACAGUAUGAAAACACGCUGGAAAACGAUCUGCUGCUGUGUUCCAUCAUUUGUGUUGUCUAUUUUUAUUUUACUCUGUUUAUGGAUGGGUUUUCUCUUGUUUGGUAUUUAUGGUUACACAGGACCAAGUACAGUGAUCGCCAUAGAAAUCGCGUGUUGUUGCGUGUUUGGUGGGGCGUUGCUCGCCAAUACCUUGCGCCUGUUUCUAAUGAUCUACUGUUUGGCGCUGCCAAUGAAGAAGCGCAUCAAAAUUGUCUCCACACAGGCUGGAAUGCAAGAAGAAACUUUCUUGUCUGUGUUGAAGCAGGAAUUAGAAAUCUGCGUUGACAUGUUGGAUUGCAUCGAUGGGUUUGCUGGAAGACAAACGCGAAUUGUUAUCAAAAUGGAAUUGUUAGACUCUCUCGAGCAACAGAAAAUCUUAAGUUUAAUUAACGCUAUUAACUUGUUAGUGUCAGAGCCGGGUCGUCCGUUUAUUCUAUUGUUGUCUGUGGACCCAAGGUUACUUGUAAAAGCAGUGGAAGAAACGUUGUGUAAUAUGCAGGGUCCUUUAAUAAACCCACAAGAAUAUCUCAAGAAUUUAAUCGACUUGCCUUUUUAUAUAAACGAUCAACCGAAACUAAACACGGAGGGUUUAAUUCCUAUGGAUUUGCGUACCCAAUUGGAUGAUCAAUCUUUUGUUGAUGAGAACGAAGAAACAGACUUAGAAUGGGAUGCCAACGCAGAUACGUUGUCUCGUUCACUGGAUAUUGACACCAACGGGUAUCUCCCUAAUGGGAACAUCCCUUUGGGGAAUGGAAAUAUUCCCUCAGGAAAUGGGAAUGUCCCUUCAGGGAAUGGAAACGUCCCCUCGGGGAAUGGAAACGUUUCCUUGCUUACCAACGUACGAACAGUGAAGUUUCCAUCAAGUGAAAGCUUGAACGUGAGAGAGGAUAAUAUAACUGAAGAUAUUUCGCAUUUGCUUCGAAACAAUGAGAACGGUACGCUCGCUGAUGUGAAGAGAAUUAUGAAUGUAGUUUCGUUAAACGGUCGUGUGCUAAGAAACUCUGAAGUUAACUUUCAAUGGACUCGACUAGCAAUUUGGGUUAGCUUAUGCGACGGCUGGCCAUAUAAAGCUAGUUGGAUUACGUUGUUGUGUUGUGAUGCGUCUCUGGAUUUACAUCGAAAGAUGACGAUUAGAAGUCUACAACUACUGCUUGGCUAUUCGAUACCCGUUAUCAACGAUCAAGACAUGAGUUCAGAAAACGCUAAUACGUACUUUGAGACGUUUAUAUCGUCACAUAAACCUGCCAUAACUGUAGGCGACGUCCGUUUAUUUGUGCCGUUUUUGUUUUACAUGGAUCCGACAAUUCGCAAGUUGAUGGUGGAUUAUUUAGUUGCCAUGAAAAGUGGAAGUAUAUCAAAACAACCUUCCAUACAGCAGCAGUUUUCAAGUAGAUCCAAUUUCCCGCUUUCACCUGGUGGGAGUAGCAGCAAGUUUAUGUGGCGAAGCAAUGUUGAAGAUCAGAUGUUGUUGAGACUUUCUGUUGAAGAUGUAGCUCAUCAGUUAUUGGAAAUUGAAGGUGUAGACGAAGUUUUGCUGCCAGUUUAUAAGGCCCGUCUACACGAGAACAAUGUUAAUGGUCGCGUACUGAUGACUUGCGAUUUGCACGAACUUCGCGAAGCGAUGCAAAUGAAGUUUGGCGACUGGCAGCUAUUUAAAUCAUGGAUUGUUUAUGCUCGAGGUAAAGAACAGAACAGUGUAAACAGGAGUGUGGAUAAAUCAUCAAGUUAUCGUUCUUCAAGUCGCAAUAUGAGUUAUGGCGAGGGAAGUCAAACCGAGUCGAUACCAGAGUCUCCGAAACAAUUAUUAAACGGACUUCAAAAAGUAUCCCGACUACCCGCAUUAGAUGAGUCGAAUAUUAAUAUGCCGUAUACGACGCAUUCGACGAAUACGUCACCACGGGUGACGAUUGAAUCGACGAGAAAACGACCAGUCAUUGCAAAUACUGCUUCUAAGUCUGUCUCUCAAGAUAGUGAGAACAGCACCCCUCUACCUGAAGGUAGCGUCGACCCUCGUUGGCAUAGAUCAGCUGACUCAGGUUUUGCAAGCACAGAUGUUGAUCCUAGCACUAGGUUAUUGUUGAACUCUAUUUCUGGGAGCGAAAGGACUAACGAGUUAGAGAAUUUGUCAAACCAUACAGGGGUCAUAUAUUCAAACAGAGACGAUAUUAAAGUUGAGGAUGCGACCAAGGCUAAGACACCAGCUACUUUGUUACUUAACGAUACGUGGAACACUAAAACAGAGCUUGGUUUUAAUCACAUAUAUAAAGCACGUGACAUUUUAAGUUCGUCAGAAUCCUCGCAGGAAUAUAUCGCCAUUGAUAUUGACGAUCGUAAAACUUGGAAAUACGCCAAAGUGUGUGACGCCAACGAAAAUGCGUCACCAGAGCACGCGCAAACAGAAAACCAAAACACGUUAGACAGUAUAAAAUGUGAGCGACCUCCGUCACUUUCUGACGUGCCGUUACCUCCUAUGUCUAUGUUAGGUGAAGACCAUGAGUGGACAAUGACACCACCAGCUGAAUUUGAUGACAAUAAUGACGGCGAUGACGACGUAACCUUAACUACGCCGCUUGUUACUAAUAGUGAUCAACGUAAAAUUGCUUUUCAAAAUAAAAAGUUGCGUGAUCUUUCGAACUAUACAAACUCAUCUUCAGAAUCUGAAAAACACUUGUUAAGACAAGAAGAUCGAACUACGAGGUCUGAUGCCGUCAAAAUUCUACGAAUUAGUAAAUCAUCUCUUCGGAAAUCGUCGUCACUUGACAGUCAUCACAAACGACGUGUCGGUCAGUCGAACAGAUUUGUUCCCCAUGGCGUCUCCAAUACUGAAAAGGAAUCGCAAUUUUAAAAAGUUUUUUUAUUUCAGACAUUUUUUCUAUAUUUAUUGUCUUCGAAUAUUUUAGUUUUCUAUUUAUUUAUGAGAUUAUCAUUAUUAUUAUUAUUAUUACUAGUUAAGAAAAAACUAUAUUUUUUUGUAUAUACUUGUGAACAAUAAUUUAAAAUAUCAAUGGAGCGCGUAAUGUGCCACCAUCAA
Hydractinia symbiolongicarpus is the source of this 6085-nucleotide messenger RNA. RefSeq names its product kinase D-interacting substrate of 220 kDa-like. The transcript has 20 exons. Gene Ontology annotation, molecular function: protein binding. Bases 1058 to 5899 code for a protein of 1613 amino acids. NCBI's taxonomy places the organism in Eukaryota, Metazoa, Cnidaria, Hydrozoa, Anthoathecata, Hydractiniidae. The record is from RefSeq and is a predicted model, not a curated record.